Trichobilharzia regenti is the source of this 1265-nucleotide messenger RNA. NCBI's taxonomy places the organism in Eukaryota, Metazoa, Platyhelminthes, Trematoda, Strigeidida, Schistosomatidae. The record is from the annotation of a GenBank genome assembly.
AAAUCAUGAUUUGUUGUGCUAAAAGUUAGUUUGGUAGGCUGAUUAGAUAUUAUAAAAAAUUAAUAUAAAGUAAUACCAGUCAUCACUAUUUAUAAAGACAUUUGUUUUAAUCAUGCAAAGUAUAAAUUCUCUUCGUUUUGUUGAGACAUUUACGGUCACGUACAGAUUUCCCGAAAAUGUCGAGAGCUAAAGUUGGUAUCAACGGUUUUGGUCGUAUUGGACGACUUGUACUUAGAGCAUCAAUUCUUAAAAACACUGUGGAUGUUGUUGCUGUGAAUGACCCUUUCAUUGAUUUGGAAUAUUUGGUGUAUAUGUUCAAGUAUGAUUCCACACAUGGGAGAUUCAAAGGAGACGUGUGCGUUAAAGACGGAAAAUUAUGUGUUAAUGGAAAGUUGAUAUCUGUCCACAAUGAAAAGGACGCAUCCCUUAUUCCAUGGGAUAAAGAUGGUGUUGAGUAUGUGGUAGAGUCCACCGGAAUUUUCACAACUAUUGAUAAAGCCAGUGCACACAUUAAGAAUAAUCGAGCCAAAAAGGUCAUCAUCUCAGCUCCCUCCGCUGAUGCUCCAAUGUUCGUUGUUGGCGUGAAUGAGAAGUCGUAUGAAAAGGGGAUGACGGUGGUUUCAAACGCAUCAUGCACGACAAAUUGUUUGGCUCCUUUGGCUAAAGUCAUCCAUGAUAACUUCGAAAUAAUUGAAGGCCUUAUGACUACCGUUCACUCGUACACAGCUACGCAAAAAACUGUUGACGGUCCUUCUCAGAAAAUGUGGCGAGACGGUCGUGGAGCUGCUCAAAAUAUAAUUCCAGCUUCUACCGGUGCAGCCAAGGCAGUUUCCAAGGUUAUCCCCGCAUUGCAAGGAAAGUUGACUGGAAUGGCUUUCCGAGUCCCCACAGCGGAUGUUUCAGUCGUCGAUCUUACAUGUAGGUUGGCCAAAGGAGCUUCCUAUGAUCAAAUCAAGGCUGCUGUAAAGGCUGCAGCUGAGGGGCCAAUGAAAGGCAUUUUGGAAUACACUGAAGAUGAGGUGGUUAGCUCAGACUUUAUAGGGUCCACAUCAUCUUCUAUUUUUGACGCUAAAGCUGGCAUAUCACUCAAUAAUAAUUUCGUGAAACUGGUUGCUUGGUAUGAUAAUGAGUUUGGCUACAGUUGCCGAGUCGUUGAUUUGAUUACUCACAUGCACAAGGUUGAUCAUGCAUAAUGAAAUAGUCCUCACUGUAGUCGGUAAUUUUUUGUCAAGUAAUAGAAAAAGCAAUAAAGUGUUUAUUUAACA